Stegastes partitus (bicolor damselfish) is the source of this 927-nucleotide messenger RNA. RefSeq names its product CD209 antigen-like protein 2. The transcript is spliced from 4 exons. The coding region runs from base 1 to 927 and encodes 308 amino acids. The record is from RefSeq and is a predicted model, not a curated record. Lineage: Eukaryota; Metazoa; Chordata; Actinopteri; Pomacentridae.
AUGAUGUUGAUUUUCUUAUUUGCUCUGGCUCUGGAUCCUGCGUCUCCUCAGGAUGACCAUGAGGUGAAGCUACAGCUCAAUGAGCAGAGAGUGGCGCUACAGCGAGGCAGCUGUCCCAUGUUCUGGUUCAGCUUCAACGGCCGCUGCUACAAGUACCUCUCCUCGCCCAUGUCCUGGGCCGAUGCACAGCUCCACUGCAUGUCACUCAGAGCCAACCUGGUGUCUAUCCACAGUCAGCAGGAGCAGAAUUUCGUCAACUCCCUGAUCAGGAAUUUUGAUCCUGCUGUAAGACCCACCUGGAUCGGACUCAGUGACAUCCAUAAAGAAGGCAGCUGGAUGUGGUCUGAUGCGUCUGUAGCCAACUUUUUCUUUUGGAACACAGGAGAGCCAAACAACUAUCGAGGACGGGAACACUGUGGACACACCAACUUGGGCCCGGCUUUAAGAUGGAAUGACGCUCUUUGUUCAUUGCAAAUGCCUUUUGUUUGUGCACUUCGCACACAUAUGUCUCUGGAGGCGAGGCUCACCGAGCUAGAGGCACAGCUCCGGACCAUGUCUGAUAGAGUAGCUAGCCAGUCGCCUGUAGCCGGUACGGAGCGACCUAGCGUAGCUUCUGCUAGCCGUCCCCCGGUAGUUCCCGAGCAGCCGGGAAACCAGGGCUGGGUGACCGUCCGAAGGAAGCAUAGUCCGAAGGUUCAGUCCACGGCUCACCACCCACCCCCCGUUCACGUUUCUAAUCGUUUUUCCCCGCUCAGCAACACACCUGCUGAGAAACCGACUCUGGUCAUUGGCAGCUCCAUAAAGACGCUGGAAACAGGUCCAGUAUGUGGCAGAGCUAUUUUGGAAGAGAUGGCUACUGGAAUACCUCCCUCUCCUCCAGGAAAAACAAAAGUGGUCAAGAACCAGAAGAAACUUCAUCCCAAAUGA